This is a messenger RNA of Anopheles moucheti, 653 nucleotides long. Its product is annotated as transcription elongation factor 1 homolog. The transcript is spliced from 2 exons. Gene Ontology annotation, cellular component: transcription elongation factor complex. Gene Ontology annotation, molecular function: RNA polymerase II complex binding. The record is from RefSeq and is a predicted model, not a curated record. The coding region runs from base 95 to 343 and encodes 82 amino acids. NCBI's taxonomy places the organism in Eukaryota, Metazoa, Arthropoda, Insecta, Diptera, Culicidae. Gene Ontology annotation, biological process: transcription elongation by RNA polymerase II.
ACAACAAACGCAACAACAAUCUGGCGUUCUCCCGGGCUAAUCGCAAGUGUAAACAAAGUUUGCCGGACUUUCGCGAGAAAAAUAUCGACGAACAAUGGGGCGCCGAAAAUCGAAAAGGAAGCCACCACCGAAGCGCAAGAACAUUGAACCAUUGGAUCAGCAAUUUAACUGCCCAUUCUGCAACCACGAAAAAUCCUGUGAGGUAAAAAUGGAUAAGCCUAAAAAUUCGGCUAAAAUAUUAUGUCGCGUAUGUUUGGAGGAGUAUCAAACGUCGAUAAACUUCCUAUCGGAACCGGUAGAUGUGUACAACGAUUGGGUGGACGCUUGCGAGACGGCAAACUGAGUACGCAAAUCUAAAUGAUAAAUUUGCAGAAACCUGCUCUUUGGUAUGUAAUAAGGAAGCUACUGUCUAAUGUGUAACAAGAAUAAAUCAAUUUGCUAAGGUAUAUAACAUUGGAUUGUGUGGACUUGUCGACGGGGUAGCGGCAUGCGGUUCGAUGUACAGCAAUCGGACGCUGUACGCCGGCAAUAAGGAUGACAGUGUCAGAAUGAAGUAGAUUUUCCUCGAAGCUAUAGUGAUAGACAAGUAAAUUUUAUUCUUUUUCCGAUAUAAACGUGCCAUGUUCUAGAAUUGAAUGCGCCAUCGUGCAAAG